CGCACAGUCAUAGCAGAAAGGAAGGAAGUAGACACGGCAUGAAGUUCUUCAUAGCUUCGUGUGAGUUAUAUGAAGUUUGUCGAUUAUGUUGAUGUAUUAAGAGUGUUUUAUCUUGAAGGUUUAACUUGUAUUAGUGUCCCAAUCCCCGCACUGUGAAAACCUGCCAAUGUAUGUGCGCGUCAGGAUGAGAGAGUGGGGAUUCCCCAGAAAAUGAGACUAUCGCUGCUUGUAUGUAUUUUUGUACUUUGGAUACUUCUUUAUCAUGUUUGUUCAACUUUCCAUUUCAAUUCGGGAUCAAAUUAAUAUGCAGAUUUAAAUCAUAGCGAUUGCAAGUGGGCAAAAGUGAAAUUCAAGUUCAACACAUUCGAAGGGAAGGAUCCCAACAUCCGGAUGAAAUGAAAGCUACAGUAUGUAGGACCACUGCUGAGAUACUUUAUUCAUCUCCAAGAUAAUUCACAUCUUAUCUAUUAACAUUUUUUAACCAGAGUUACUUACUAUCAAAGUAAUUAACUAAUUAAUCAUGUUUAAUUAUAUAUUUUUUUUAUAAAUCUGGUUAUUUUUUCAUGUCCAUAAGAAACAACAGAAAUUUCAUUAGCCUAACAAAUUAGCCUCAAGCUAUAUUGUGUGUGAGACCCACACAAUAAACCAAUAUACACUUCCACUGUCCUCUUUAUUCACAACAACCAGCGUUAUAAAUGUACAACAUUUUUAUGGCACGUACCUGUCUUUGUUUUUGGGGAACUUGAAAAAUGACAAAUCUGGUCUUUUGGAUCGUCUAUCAGAGCAAUUAAUGGCUGAGAACUGUGCCGAAGACAUGUUUACAAUGCAAUGUUUCUGGAUUGUGCUCACCAUCAUGGCGGCCAAACCCGAAACUACGGAAGUGGGUGUCACUCAACACAUCCAUUUUAACUCUAGACUCCUUGGUACUGUGUAUUGUAGUUCCUUACAUAUUUGAUAGGUAGGCCAAGACAUACAGACAUACAAUGCUAGCAUACUAGCUAUUAGCAUUGUUAACAUUUCCAUAUAGUUGGGAUUGUGCCAAAAUUAAAAUAGGUAGCAGUUAGGACUUAAGACAUUACAUAGUACCUAUUGUUAGGUAUUGUAUGUGUUUUAGCAUUUUGGAAGUUUGCAUUACACAUUGACAUUUAGCACUUUAGCAAUUGUUUGAUAGAUGUUCCCAUGUUUUUACAAGGUAUCCACGUAGGUUGCUAGCAUGCUAUCUAUUUGCAUUGUUCGCAUUCCUGUUUCGUUGGGAUACUGUCCAGCCACUAAGUUGGUGUGAAAUGCUGGGCCAGGCUUUAGCAUCAGGUAGCAGCCCAUUUACAAUGUACAUGGGAAUUUUCCUAGUUAUUAUCGUUUCUUCAUGACAAAACUUACAUGCUAAGCAGCUUCAUUAAAUAUUUAGGACUCUAAUGGAGCCAAGCAGUUUACUACUUUUGACAUUUAGCAUCAUUUAUUGAUGAGUUCAGUCAUUUAGUGUAAUUGCAUGUUUUGUAAAGGCACAUGCUAAAAACAUAUAUAAGAUAAUUCUCCUAAAGAAAUGUAGCAAUGACUGGUGGUCACAUGAUAUAUUGAUUUAUUAAGACGCUGGCUGUUAUCCCAAAUAGAAGAGACUGUAGUGACUGUCAGGUUUCAUUGUCUAGUCAUGAUGCUAAACUACGAUAAUCGUCCCUCUUUUAACAUAAGAAUAAAAAUCCAUGCUAGUUGCAAAGCUAAAUGCCAAGCUGAUGUCAUCCAACCCUUCAUUAGACUGGGAUAAGAUUAUUAUAAUAAAUAAUAGAUAUAAUAAUGUAACAUUCUAAAACAGAAAAGAGUGAGUCACUGUAGUAGAUGAUGUUGAAUUCACAUGUUUGCCUCUGUGUUUGUUAUUUUUAAGAUUUAAUUGGCUAAGUGCUAAAAUGGGACAAGAUUAGGGGGAGGGGUUGAGCGCGCUAGACAAAAGAGAGAGAGAGAGAGACAGCCUUGGAGGGAAGGCGGAGAAGAAGCGUUGUUCCGCCGGUGUCUCCUCUCCUCCUCCUCUUCGUCCUCCUGCUGCUGCCUCAAUGCAUCCCGCUACAAGCCACACUAAAUGCCGCAUAGCAGCCUGACUCGGCUCAGGCGUCGCCAUCAAAUCCAUCUGCAGCCGCCAGAUCAGCCGGAAAAUACCGGAACCUGAGCACCGGGGAGGAGGGAAGGGGAAACCUCCAUAGCAACAAACCAGUUCCGCAGCAUUAUUGGUGGGUGCCUCCCUCUUGCAUGCACACUCAUGGAUGAAGCAGACUGCAUGCAGCUUUUGUUCUAAUCCUGUCUGCAGGUUGUGAUCAGCCGCAUUCACGAGUCUAAUGCAGCACCGUGGCUUUUUAAUGUUCACUGAUUAGCACAUUCAGUGUGACCUUGUAUUGCAGCUUUGCUGCACAAAGGGGACUACUGGACCAAAAGCUGGACUUUGGGUUUGAGAUGCUGAUGAGGGAGGCUGCAGGUUGCUAGCAAGCUCAGCAGUCAACGUAUGACCUCGAGGCUUUACUCUUGACACGAGCUAACAUGGCAGGACAAGGAUCCAACUGGACAAUUGUUACUUGAUGUACUGGCGGAGGCUUCAGGGAUUGGGUCACUAGGACUCAUCAGGAUCCUUAAAUCAUCUCUGUCGUCAAAGUUGAACAUGUCUUCAUAGAAGAUCCUGAUCUCAUCUUUGCUAGCAGGAAGCUGGACCACUUCACAGUGUUUGCUUCUUGCAGUGAGUCAUCAUGAAUGGCAAGUAGUGGGACCGUGCUUUUGGACGCAACGCUGUCAUGUCUCUGAGUAAGACCAUCGAGCUGGAGCACUUUGAUGAACGAGACAAGGUUCGUCGAGGACGCUCCACCCGGGCUAAACGAGAUGACUCCUCCGGCGGGACCGGCGGCGGGUCAGGCCCGAGUUCACGGGCCAGCAGCCUGGUUCCAAGCCCGGCGCACAGCACCAACUGCAGCUACUACCGCACCCGCACCUUGCAGGCGCUCACCUUGGAGAAGCGGGCCAAGAAGGUGCGCUUCUACCGCAAUGGAGACCGCUACUUCAAGGGGCUAGUCUACGCCGUCUCGAGCGACCGCUUCCGCUCAUACGACGCGUUGCUCAUGGAGCUGACCCGCUCUCUGGCUGACAACCUGCACCUGCCGCAAGGAGUGAGGACCAUCUACACCAUCGACGGCAGCAGGAAGAUCAGCAGCAUGGACGAGCUGCUGGAAGGCCAGUGUUACGUGUGUGCCUCCAACGAGCCUUACCGCAAAGUUGACUACACAAAGAUCUCCAUCCCGAGCUGGAAACCCGGCGCCAGUUCCGGAGGCGGCACGGCGGGGUCAAGCAGGCCCUCCGGCACGCCUGCUGGGGGUCCGGCCGCCAACGCUGCCGGGUGUGCCAAAGAGCGUCCAGAAGGCCGAGAGAGCAGAGAGAGCAAAGACUUCAUCAAACCCAAAUUGGUGACGGUGAUCCGCAGCGGUGUGAAGCCUCGCAAGGCGGUACGGAUCCUCCUGAACAAGAAGACGGCACACUCCUUCCAACAAGUGCUGGCCGACAUAACCGAGGCCAUCAAGCUGGACUCUGGAGCCGUGAAGAAGCUCUACACACUGGAUGGAAAACAGCUCACCUGUCUGCAGGACUUCUUCGGCGAUGACGACGUCUUCAUGGCGUGUGGCCUGGAGAAGUUUCGCUACGCUCAGGAUGACUUUGUGCUCACUCACGGCGGCAAGACGGCAGCCUUUGUGAAUGAGUGCCGAGUUAAAGGAUCUCGUCCCGCCGCGUCUCAGAGGACAACACCUCCCAAGAUCCCCAGCGGCUCCGGCUUGUCCUCCUCCAAGGCUUCAGCCAAAGCAGGGGCUCAGUCCAGAUCGCCGGGAUCAGCCAAUGAAGCGUCGGGAUCGCAGGCAAGGUCGUCCAGGUCCAGCCCCUCGCCCACGAGUCCCGGCACACGGCGCAGCCUAAAGGUUUCUCCUCGUCGCACUUCUUCCACAGACGUCAAUGGCGAGGCGGAGCAGGCCGAUGACGUGGCUCUUGAAGGUGACGCUGAAGUGAACGGAAAUCUGGUGGUGUCGUCGUCCAUCAUCAGCAGCAAGUACAAAAUCGGGAAGGUCAUCGGAGACGGAAACUUUGCGGUGGUGAAGGAGUGUGUCGAGAGAUCCACUGGACAGGAGUUUGCUCUGAAGAUCAUCGACAAAGCUCGCUGCUGCGGGAAGGAGCACCUGAUAGAGAACGAGGUGGCAGUCCUACGUAGGGUUCGACAUCCCAGCAUCAUCCAGCUCAUCGAGGUGGACGAAACACCCUCUCAGCUGUUCCUGGUCAUGGAGCUCGUCAAGGGUGGCGACCUUUUUGACGCCAUCACGUCGUCCACCAAGUAUAGCGAGCACGACGCCAGCGCCAUGGUCUUCAACCUGGCUGGAGCCAUCAAGUAUCUGCACAGGAUGAACAUUGUGCACCGAGACAUCAAGCCAGAGAACCUGCUGGUGUGCGAGUAUCCAGACGGCACCAAGUCUCUCAAACUGGGAGACUUCGGCUUGGCCACAGUGGUGGAGGGGCCGCUCUACACCGUGUGUGGAACGCCCACCUACGUCGCCCCGGAGAUCAUCGCUGAGAGCGGUUACGGUCUGAAGGUGGACAUCUGGGCGGCAGGCAUCAUUACCUACAUCCUGCUUUGUGGAUUCCCACCAUUCAGAAGCGAGAACAAUGUCCAAGAGGAACUGUUUGAUCAGAUCCUCCAAGGGAAGCUUGAGUUCCCAUCUCCAGACUGGGACACAAUCAGCCUGCCUGCCAAGAUGCUGAUCAGUCAGAUGCUGCAGGUGAAUGUGGAUGCUCGCUUCACAGCAGAGGAGGUUCUCUCACACCCUUGGGUGACGGAUGACGCUCCCAUUGACUCCAGCAAUGAAGAGGCUGCCGGCGAGGACACAGAACAGGAAUCUCCGGUGUUGGAAACUAAACAGGUUCCUUCCCCACUGGUCUAGAAGACCACCAAGCUCCCAAGUGGACCACAACUUGUCCUUUUGUUAAAGCAACUUUUCCACAUCCUUGAGUUGAACUUGAUCCAAUUUUAACCAUUUCCCACUGCUCAAAUGGAUUAUAAUCCAGUAUUUUGGGAAUGUCAGCAUCCAGACCAAUGAGGAGGAAGUCCUGCUGCGGCAUCAGGAAUAGGAUCUCACCGGCUUGGAAUACUUCAAACAUGGUCCUGCAAACUUUCCGUGCAACCUCAAUGUCUUCCACCUUUUCUGGGAAAACACUCCAACCUUCUUUUUGUAUUGGUGACACCCCCACCCACAUCUCCCAAACUGAGGUCAUAAACACUGUGCCUGCCUACAUUGAUCCAUACAGGGUUUGGGACACUUCAACACGAGUGAUUAGUCAAUAUUUCCAGUUUCCAAAAGCUUUUUGCCUUGAUCCAACAAGAUGAAUGCUGUGUCUUAAUUGGUGUACUUUCAUACUUACACUUUUUGGGAGUGCAGCAGUGCGUUCACACUGAGAAGUAGGGCAAAAUGCAGUGCACUGUCAGUACCCAGAUGUAGCACUCAAAACGGUGGAAAUGGUGAGUGCAGUGCUAACACCCUCAAUCAUCGACAUCGUGGCUAUAUGUAGCGAAAAGGGAAGAACUACUUUCCAAACUUCUAAAUGAGGGAAAAAGCAGAACUGUCAUUUCCAGCAAAAGGUAACAGUAAUCCAGAGGGGACAGCACUACACUGUCAAAAUUCACACACUCAGGAACUAAGUACACAGUGUACACAGUGUGAUUAUUGAAGUGUACUGAUGGAAGUAUUCCAUUUGAGACACAAUCUGUUGUAUAAGUUAGCCGUCACGUGUCUGUUGUGAAGUAGGAAAACGUAGCAGCUUAGGAAAAAAAACACAACGGUCAGUGAGCCAAUACAAAAAAAUGGAGGUGUUAUUUAAUAAUGGUAUCAUGACAUCAUCACCCAAGCCAUCAUGCCGUCUGUCUGUUAUUAAGGUACAGGAAGACAAGUAAGGAGCUUUAAAUGAGUGACUUGAUUUCUUUUUUUCCUGCCCAAUGCAGUCUUAUGACAUUUGAACCUAGCACCACCUCUCCAUGGCCUUGACCUUUGGGCCAGAGCCACCGAUGAAGAACUUGGCAUGCUAGCUCGCAUUCACCAGCGGCUCUCGCCCACUUGCCUGCGAUCAACCCAGUCGUCUUAAUUUUUAGCAGUUUUCUCUCAGCCGAAAGGAGCCUUGUGUUAGCCAUAUGCUAAAAGCCUGCUUUCACUUAGCUUGAUGGCCACAAAUAGGUGAAAAAAGUAUUAUAAAACUUCAACAAUGAAGUGUCCACUUUGGAAACACUUGACCCAUUUGGCUUUCAGUGGGCCAAUGUGUGUGUGUGUGUGUGUGUGUGUGUGUGAGAGAGAGAGAGAUCAUCAUCAUGCCUUGUCAAUGUUUUCCAUCAAGUGCAGUAGAUGAACUAGAAAUGACCUGAGAUGUUUUUUUCCGAAAAGAAUCAUGAACUGUUCAUGACAAAUUGCAUUUGUGUGUUUUUAGCCCGAUCUUUUCCAUAACUGCUCACCCUAAAGAGCUUUUAGGCAAAAAAAAAAAUUUAAAAGUCCCAGUGGGGUGAGGACAUUUUAACCACAUGAUGUGAUAUGAUGAGUUCAAAGACCAAACCCUGAUUUUAAAAUUGAAGACAACUGUGAAAUUAAAUAAAACUACUGCAGUAAAAACAUCUAUU
Dunckerocampus dactyliophorus (ringed pipefish) is the source of this 6664-nucleotide messenger RNA. Its product is annotated as serine/threonine-protein kinase DCLK2-like. The transcript has 15 exons. Gene Ontology annotation, molecular function: ATP binding; protein kinase activity. Gene Ontology annotation, biological process: intracellular signal transduction; protein phosphorylation. Lineage: Eukaryota; Metazoa; Chordata; Actinopteri; Syngnathiformes; Syngnathidae. Gene Ontology annotation, cellular component: microtubule cytoskeleton. The coding region runs from base 2769 to 4946 and encodes 725 amino acids. The record is from RefSeq and is a predicted model, not a curated record.